AUGCUUAUGCUGACUGACGUUUCCGAGCGGCAGAUGACGCCCGCGUCUGGAAUCCCGUAUGGGGUGUCCCGCGUGCGGGUGCCGGACUUGGUAUCACUAGCAGCAGCAGCAAGACGCAUACAGCGGCAUGUGCAGUGUGCCGUGGGAUACGACUCCUCGUUCCGGGGCAUGGGGAAAAGGGGGGGGACGAGCGCUCCGGUGGAGAGCGGCGAGCGCGAGGGGGGGCGUGGGUUCGGCCUCGCCAUGGGGUCGGUGAUUAAGCGUCAAGAUGGCCCCGGUGACGAGAGCGAAGAUCGAGCGCUGUCCUACGGUGGCCCCCUUGGCGGCGGCCGCCCACGUCGUUCCCUGAACCACGCAAACGCCGCAUCGGAUCCGACGAGACACUACCGGACAUCUGGUGGCCUUGCGUUGCUGAACGGUGGCGGGGCGACCCCAUACGGGACUCAACUGCCUUGUUUUCGACACCUCGGUGGCGUGGUCGCCAAGAAAGUUUGA
Molecule: messenger RNA, 495 nt
Organism: Purpureocillium lilacinum
Lineage: Eukaryota; Fungi; Ascomycota; Sordariomycetes; Hypocreales; Ophiocordycipitaceae
Source: RefSeq, a predicted model, not a curated record